Messenger RNA from Oppiella nova, 381 nucleotides. The record is from the annotation of a GenBank genome assembly. NCBI's taxonomy places the organism in Eukaryota, Metazoa, Arthropoda, Arachnida, Sarcoptiformes, Oppiidae.
AUGUCUCACUUGAGUAAACACAAUCAUAAGGCACACGAAUUGAAAGUGUCGUACAUCUGUAAAGGUUACGGCGACUGUGCCAGUACUGUCGGACGUACCGAUUCAACGGCCAACACAUUGCAUAAUAACUCAACCGAUGAUGAUAUCGAGGUUAUAGCCGUCCACCCGGUGCUCACUUGUAAUACAAAUGAAAACCGAUUGCCAACACCGGAUGACAGUGGACCACGUGUUCCGUGCCCUUCAACGCCACCCACGUACACAAAACAAUAUAUUAAAUCGUUGAGGAAGUCGACGUCUGGUUUCUAUGACUGCGAGUGCGGACAAAGUUUUGCCAAAAAGCUAGCAAUUGCCGAAAAGAAUGCCUUAAGCAACAAGAUUUAG